This is a messenger RNA of Salvelinus sp. IW2-2015, 901 nucleotides long. NCBI's taxonomy places the organism in Eukaryota, Metazoa, Chordata, Actinopteri, Salmoniformes, Salmonidae. The record is from RefSeq and is a predicted model, not a curated record.
CGUCGCACGCAACCAUUGGUUGAUGCGUGCGACGUCUAAGCAACCCAUGGCUUGAGUGAGGUCAGCAGAGGGAGGAUGUAGUCAAAGGGGAGAGCAUCUACAUAUAUUUGCUUAAUUAUUUGCCUGUUUUUUUUGUCUCAAUUUGUCACCCUUUUUGCAUUUAGAAUUGAUUCUGAUGUGAAUUUCCUACCCACAGGCAGGAACACAACUAUUCAGUGGCAAGACAUCGUGGAUGAGGACAGAUUCAAACAUGAGCUGCAUCAAUCUUCCAAACAUCCUCACAGAACGUCUUCCCUGGUUAACCUGGAGUCCUACACCAAGAGCUGCAUGUGCACAACCCACGAGAACAUGAAGAUACUGCAAGCUGUUCUUACGUCAUGUCUCAGAAGGUGAAAGAUCCAGAGCGGUUGGUGGGGGAGAUAGCCUUCCAGCUGGAUCGAAGGAUCCUGUCCUAUGUAUUCCAGGGCCAGAACAGACUCUAUGGGUUCACUGUGCUCAAUAUACGAGACAAGAUCAUUCAGGGGUCCACACACCCUCUGACGGGGAAGGUGGACGAGGGCUACAGGCUCCAGCUGUCCCAGCGUCACGCUGAGCUGAUGGCCAAGCUGAAGCAGCUAGGCUAUAGUAUGACUCUCCACCCCCUCCUCACAGAGUUCAUCAUCAACACCUACGGCAUCCUGAAGCAGAGGGCUGACUCCUACAGCGCCAGGAGCUGGAUCAAACAGGUGAUCAUGUAGCUCACAUGUAGUCCUUCAGGGUACCACCUCGGCUGUGAUGUCAGAGCUCACCUUUCCUGCCAUCAGGUUGGAGGUGUCAGACAAUUACUGUAAAGGCUGCACUGCACGCUUCAGGAGGAGUUUCAUCCCUGCGCGGGGGUUAUCACCAUGAAUCAUUACCGAAU